Seriola dumerili (greater amberjack) is the source of this 3607-nucleotide messenger RNA. RefSeq names its product aspartate beta-hydroxylase domain containing 2 (gene asphd2). The coding region runs from base 734 to 1843 and encodes 369 amino acids. The record is from RefSeq and is a predicted model, not a curated record. The transcript has 5 exons. NCBI's taxonomy places the organism in Eukaryota, Metazoa, Chordata, Actinopteri, Carangiformes, Carangidae.
UAUUUACAACAAUAUUAUCUGAAGCCUGUCCGCCGCUGCUGUCCACCACAGACAGGCAGACAGCGAGUCACGCCGUCGCUACGGCAGCUUUCGUUUUUUUUUCCUCCCAGUCAUACGAUGGGUGUCUCUUCCAGUUAGGACUUCUUUUGUGCAUUUUCCUAUAAUGUUGGCAAGUGAUAUCCGUCUACCGUGUGCACUGCAGUGGUGCGCAGCUUCGCCUGGAGAAACACCUGUGCGCCUCUCCUCUCCACUGGCCACAGUCAUGAAUGUUGAGUAGGCAGCACACGAUUACACAGUCUACAGCUCGCCCCCUCCCUCCCCCUGAGGAUCCAUUUAUGCAGCUCCUGCUGAGCAACCUAUGAAUGCCAAUUAUAAAUGUGGAGAACAGAGAACCCUAAGGUGCGGUGUCUGUCUGCAUUUGUCUGAGAGAGCGAGAGAGGGAGCAGCACAAAUACCGCACAGCCAGACAUCAUGCAAGGAGAAACCUUCCCUCGCUGCAGAGUGCUGAAAUGUUAGGACUGAAGAGCGAGGGUGUCAGAUCUAAUCAGCAGACUGUUUACAAUAGGGGCAGCGAUAAGAGCUGCUCAACACUAGACUCACUAACACCCUGUGUGUGGUUUAAGGCCCCUUUCAAUCACGAUCAGGAAAAUCAAGAAAAGACGUGUUAGCUCAUCUUUCAUCAGCACUCCCCCCCCCCCUCCUGUCAGAAUCAGCAAUCCAGAAAGGAGGCGAGAUGGAGUGGUCACUAGAGAGUGUGAGGGAGAUGGUGGCUGGAGGGAUGCAGUCAAUACGGGAGUGUGAGAUCUGUGCUUUUGCCAUAGCCAUGUGUGUGCUCCUGCUGUUUAUGUGGUAUUGUUACAGGGUGGGCCGGGAGCACGGAUCCAGCCCUUUGCGUGGGAGGUAUCUGGCUGGGCCCGGCCGGAUCGGAGGGGUGGUGGGGGGCUUCAUGAGUUCAGACUGUCGCGGCAGGGGCAAAGGGAAACACGGAUCAAUGCUAGAGGAGCAGAACGGCUUUGCUUUCUGCCAGUCGUCAGAGUGUUUCCGCUGCACCAGCGCUGGGGAAAGCCUGAACCAGAGGCUCUAUCACAGCCUGCAGGAUUACGCCAAGCGCUACACCUGGUCAGGUAUGGGCCGGGUGCAUAAAGGGGUCCGCGAUCAAGGCCGAUACCUCAACAGCCGACCAACCAUCCAGCGGCCGGAGGUCUUCUUCCUCCCCGACCUGCCGUCAGCCCCUUUCUUCUCCAGGGAAGUGCAGAGACACGACGUGGAGCUGCUGGAGCAGAGCUUCCCCGCCCUUCUGGCCGAGUUUGAGAGCAUCUACCACCAACCUCCGGCCCGCAGCGGCUCCUCCCUCCCGCCAGGGUGGAAAGCCAACAGCACUCCUCGCGGGCAGUGGUGGACCUACUACCUGGUCAACCAAGGCACCCCUCUGGUUCUGAAUGUCAGGAGAUGCCCGCGGGCGUGGAGGGUGCUGGGACAGCUGCGCACCUUCAUCGCCAACAACGUGUUUGGCAACGCCUGCUUCUCCGUGCUGACGCCUGGAGCCCUGAUCACUGAGCAUUACGGUCCAACAAAUGUCAGGCUGCGCUGCCACCUGGGUCUCAGAGUGCCCCCUUCCUGUGAGCUUGUAGUUGGUGGAGAGCCACAGUGCUGGUCUGAGGGCAGCUGUCUGCUUUUUGACGACUCCUUCCUCCACAGGGCUUUUCACGAGGGUGGCGCAGAGGACGGCCCCAGGGUGGUCUUCAUGGUGGACCUCUGGCACCCCAACGUGGCCGCUGCAGAGAGACAAGCCUUGGACUACAUUUUUACUCCGGGCCGUUUAGAGGACAAGGAAGGGAAAUAGGUGUGAGUGAGAAACCAUGUCCAAGCGAGAGACAGAUGGCCUUUAGGGAAGUGUCUGUAGGAUGGGGGAGCGACUCUUUUUCUGCCUCCAGACCAGCUCUCACAUUCACUGUGUACAUAUUCUCCGGCUCGUACAGUAUCUCUCAUAACUCUUCUUAGCAGAUGACUAAACAUUGGGCCUCUUUUAUCAGCCAUGUUCAUGUUUCUGCCUGCGUGGUAACAGACAGCCACACUUGAAAGUAUUUACUUCCAUUUUUUAAAACAUAGCAGGCGCACUAUUGUUGAUGCAGCCAUUUCAUUAGUUUGGAUUAAUACCAUGGCAGUGACAUUUUAGGUUAUUUUAUUUUAAAUCACUGACUGUUCUGUGAAUUUACACAUAAAUGAAUGAUUUAUUUGUUCCAGCAAAUAUAUUUUUCCUCUAACUUUGGACCGAAUUUAUUUCUGUCCAAGAUUCGGGUCAUGACAGUUUUAGUUUGGCUGCUGCUUGAAACAGUUCAACAGGUUGCUGGUAGGGAGCGAAGUACGCUACAGAUGUGAUAAAUGAGUCAUAGCGAGACCGAACAAUAAUGUGUCACACUCUCGCUGUUACACAUAAAAAGUUCCACAGGCCAACCUAUUCUAUUAGCUAUAAAUGAGCUGGAGUCACUUGAGUAAGCGUUUACGGGCCCCCAAACUCUCCCCAGACUUUAGAGACACAACACAAACACACAUUACUUUACACUUAACAUCGAACACAUCUUUACUGAUUCUUUUACACCUGCUGUAACACCCGCAUACAUUUCCGCAAGGGCUAAGAAAUUUGAUCAUUCAACUUUUUUUGAUGUUCCUCAACACAUCCAGUCCCACUUCAAAUUCAAAUUUUCGACUGUUUUAAGUUUUGAUGAACGACCCGGCGCUCUCCCGCCUCAAGAAUGUUGUCAUAUUUUCAGUGAUUGUAGAAUCCAUUAUGAUUCAUGUAACGUCACAGCAAAAGUGAUGCUAAAAGGAACCACUGCCAGAGCACUGGUUGGUUUUCUGUGGAAAAGGUUCUGAUAGCCACAUUGAGUCAAUGACGAAGUCAUUAAUUGAGCCACACUGGGAUGUUUCUCGGUGAGUUACAGGUUGCACAGUUUAGAUUUUCUGACAUUCUGACUGAACUGGCGACUGUUUCUAGAUAAAUAAACCGCAUGCAUUGCAGACAGUGGUACGUCGUUGAGGCGAACAGAUUCAUCCACAUGUGGUUUGAUAACCGAGGUCCAAUGUCCACCAUGACGUGAAUGUUUACAGACGCAGCUAAUGUCUCUGUCACGACUCCUGCCGGUGUGGUAGUUUAUUGUGCUCCCCUUCGAAAAUCAGUCCUGCUUUCACAAGACAUGGUUAGAGAAGCACAUUUUUAGGUCAAAUAGUGUGAGCCGGCCUGUGCUGUAACACUGGAGAUGAAGUGUUUUUGGUAAAUUUACUAAACUCUUGUAAUUUGGUUGUAUUUGAUAUCAGGUUUGUAUUUCUGUAAAUAGGGUUGAGGUAACAAACCGAGCAGUCUGAGAUGUUUUGAAAUGAUUGUCUUCAAUGCUAUAACUAUUGUGUUGUCUUGAUUUACAGCUAAAGUGAUUGCACUUCAUUCUCUGAAAAGCCAACCAUGAAAAUCAUUUUGAUAGAUUCAAUUUGUAGAUUCUGUAAAAUGUUUAUGAAGUAUUAUCUCUGUUGUUCUGUGAUGUUUUUUUAUGUUGUCACUCUGUAAUUUGGCCGAGCCAUAUGGUAUCCAUUAUUAAAAAGCCACAAUCCUUAA